Tarenaya hassleriana is the source of this 1583-nucleotide messenger RNA. RefSeq names its product tRNA-dihydrouridine(16/17) synthase [NAD(P)(+)]-like. NCBI's taxonomy places the organism in Eukaryota, Viridiplantae, Streptophyta, Magnoliopsida, Brassicales, Cleomaceae. The record is from RefSeq and is a predicted model, not a curated record. Gene Ontology annotation, biological process: tRNA processing. Bases 172 to 1371 code for a protein of 399 amino acids. The transcript has 3 exons. Gene Ontology annotation, molecular function: tRNA dihydrouridine synthase activity; flavin adenine dinucleotide binding.
GUUUUAUUUAGGUUUAAAAAAAAACCCAAUUUUCUGUUUCCUUUUGCUUCGAUCCCUAAUCACGGUGGCGAUGGGUUUGUCUCCCGUCGUCUCAUGAAACUAAACCUGUCGGAUCUCUCCCGUCUCUGAUUUCUUCGGACCCGGGAAUCUUUCGUUGUCCAGACCGGUACCAUGACCCAUAUCCCGAGUACCAACCCGGAUCCGUCUCAGGACCUCGAUGAUCUCCUAUGCUCUGAGCAGCAGCAGCAGCAACGGGAGGUGGAUCUGGCGCCGGUGAGUUUGGGUUAUCCGGGUCGGGUCUUGAGCAGUGAGACCCCGGUGGAGCGAGCUUGGGCUCACUGGACGAAACUGGGUCGACCGAAGUUCAUUGUUGCGCCGAUGGUGGACAACUCGGGCCUGCCGUUUCGGAUGCUCUGUCGGAAGUAUGGAGCUACGGCGGCGUAUACUCCGAUGUUGCACUCGAGGAUCUUCAGCGAGAACGAAAAGUAUCGGAGCCAGGAAUUCACCACCUGCAGUGAGGACAGGCCAUUGUUUGUGCAGUUCUGUGCUAAUGAUCCUGAGACGCUAUUGGAAGCCGCGAGGAGAGUUGAGCCUUACUGCGACUAUGUUGAUAUCAAUUUAGGGUGUCCACAGCGUAUUGCCAGGCGAGGAAACUAUGGUGCAUUCUUGAUGGAUAAUCUUCCGCUCGUGAAAUCACUCGUUGAGAAGUUAGCUCAGAAUCUUCGUGUGCCUGUAUCCUGCAAAAUCCGGAUCUUUCCAAACCUCGAGGACACCCUAAACUAUGCCAAGAUGCUAGAAAACGCUGGCUGCUCGUUACUGGCAGUGCACGGCAGAACAAGAGAUCAGAAAGACGGGAAGAAGGUCCGGGCAGAUUGGGAAGCUAUCAGGGCUGUCAAGAACGCUGUCAAGAUCCCCGUUCUUGCGAAUGGAAAUGUUCGACAUUUGGAAGAUGCCAAGAAGUGCAUUGAAGAGACAGGUGUGGAAGGCAUUCUUUCGGCCGAGACACUUCUGGAGAAUCCUGCCAUGUUUGCAGGGUUUAGAACAGCUGAAUGGGCGUUGUCGGGUGGUGAAGAAAGAUUUGUAGAUGGAGAAUUAGACCAGGGCGGGUUAGCUGUGGAGUACCUGAAGUUGUGUGAGAAGUAUCCAGUUCCAUGGAGAAUGGUUCGGUCUCAUGUCCAUAAGAUGUUGGGAGAUUGGUUCAAGGUUCAUCCGCAGGUGAGGGAUCAGCUUAACGCUCAGAAUAAACUGACAUUUGAGUUCCUCUCCGGUCUGGUGGAUCAGCUGAGAGAGCUCGGAGGAGGACGAGUUCCACUUUACAAGAAGAUAGACACCGAAGAUUCAAGAAUCACUGCAAAUGAAUUGGAGAGUUGAAAUCUUAUAUCAAACGGGAGGUAAAUUUUUUGUUGCCUUGCCUGAUUUCUUUCCUUGAUUUUGAUUUGUCCGAGUUAAGAUUAUUUAGAUUAUUUUAGGAUGGGAAGCUAAUGAAAGAAAGAAAGCAUUCAUCUUCUUGGCAUGAUCUUGUUGUAUCAAAUAUCAAACAGUUUUUUGUUCAAGUAAAAAAAAAAGUUACAGUUUCAUUGCAA